Penicillium cosmopolitanum is the source of this 1692-nucleotide messenger RNA. RefSeq lists its product as uncharacterized. The transcript is spliced from 4 exons. Bases 1 to 1692 code for a protein of 563 amino acids. The record is from RefSeq and is a predicted model, not a curated record. NCBI's taxonomy places the organism in Eukaryota, Fungi, Ascomycota, Eurotiomycetes, Eurotiales, Aspergillaceae.
AUGCGAUUCGAAGUGCCAGUUUCUGAAAUAGACUCGGGUGACGAACUUGACCAGCUUCUCUUCGACUACCUCGGUUCCCCCAUCCACCCACCUACCGAGGCCAAGGGAAAGCUGCAGCUCUCCAUGGCAUCGACAAGCUCAGCCCCCGGUGCCUUGUCGGACGGCCAGAGCCAUGAAUCCACUCCUAGAUCUGCCAGAAGGUCUGCUAGAGCCAAAAUAGUCUCUGCUAAUGUUGAUGUUGCACCAAGCGAUGCCUCCCCUACCACCGACCCCAGCCUCAUUCCCUUCGAGAACGCGCUGAAUGCAUUCAGAAAUCGGAUCCAGAACUCGGAGAUCGAAAGUCUGUUCUGGAUUCUCCCGGAAGACCUAUCGAACCUUGGUCUCAGCCCUCUGCCAUCCAACACACUCAACGUAGGAACUGGCACGAUGAGCACCCCCGGUCAUCAUGAAAAUGAUCAGCGCGGAUUUGCCGCAAAGGAAAAACCGAUGAAUUACGAUGGUCUUUCCAGAGUGGAUUCCCGAGUGAAAAGACGGGCCAAGUUAAGACUGAUGCACGUGAGACGACUACUCGACGUGAGUCAAGAAGAGGAUCAAUCUAACGUCAAGAUUGAAGAUCCAGACUCGGAGCAGGAAAUCUUUCAUGAUUCCAAGACCACGCUUGUUUCAACCGAGACGGCCAUUCCGGUCCAGCCUCUUCACCCGCAAGCUGUGAAAUUCGAUCUAACGGAAUCGACCCUCUCAGUCAGCUCGCCCAGCAUUCACGGCGCAAAAGUUCAAGCCAAGUCGAGUUUUGAGGAUUUCGUGGACAAUCCAUUUGCCAAAGCCACCUUCACAGAUGGCUUGACCAAAUAUCUCCCUGCGGGAAAUCUCUCCUCGACUUUAUCAUGGGCAGACUUCUCCCCAAUUUCCCCAUUUGCCAAGCCCACCACGACAAUUGAUCCAACCGGAACAACUCCCCAAAUCAACCCUUCCAACGAACCAGUUGUCACAGCCGCCGGUAAUGAGGCUGCGGCCAAUACCAAGGAAAUGGUGGCCAGCAAAGACAGCGAAUAUCGCAGAUCUCCCCUCCAGAGCCCCUCGAUCAGCACUCCCAUUGAAACCCCAUUGAGUGCACAAACCCCAGACAGCCUGGCCGUGAAUCUAUCGAACAGCAGUGCGCAGACUACUCCAGACGAGCAUCUCCAGGCCUCGAGCGCUGAGAACAACGAGAUGAGCUUCCGGAAAAUGGCACUAAUCGAAGAACUCAUUGGUAAGAUAUGGGACCUCCGAACCGCGUCGUUCCUGAGAUCAAAGAUGAUCGAAGCAGGACAGCAAGUCAAGAUCGAUGCACUGCAGCGGGAAAACUCCAAACUUCUCGAAGAGAAGGUCCAAGCUCGCCGAGAGAUCGACCGACUGCAAGCAAGAGUGUUUGAAAUCGAGCAAGAGGCGCAGGCCGAUAGGCUGAAGAUCUUGCAGUUUGAGAAACUCUUCCGGGAGAUUUCCAUUCAUUUCAGCCAGGUCAAAAGCCUUUUACCUAACAUGCCUUUCGCCGGCGAUCAGGAAAUGACCCUCGCUGAGAGGCUGGGGGCGAGGCUGAAUGCUAUCGACAGUGCCUUCCAGGCUCGAAUUGAUAUUCGGCGACGGGCCCAGUUAAAAAAGGACGCCACGGAGGCUUUGGGAUUCGGAGGAGAUGGAGAACAAGCGUAUCCGUAA